AUGUUGGGUUUGGAGCAAGAUCUACUUAUCUACUUAAAUAUCGUAAUCCCAUCUGAGGCUACUAACGGACGUCAGAUCACGGAACACAUUGAUUUGAUUGAUCGAAAACCUCAGGUAAAAGCUUCCGGAUGGAUGAAUGUGUUAGCCUCAGAUAUUCAAAUGAACGUUUCCGCUAAAGCGAUAGCCUUUGAUGAUCGACCUCAAAUCGAAGUCGGGGAGUGCGAAGCCAACGCAUGUGAAGUUGCCCAGUCCAUUCUGCUUACCAACUUCAACAACUUCUUACUUUCUCUACAGCUACAUCUGCCAGUGGGUCAAGAUUUUUAUGUCGACUACGCUGUGGAGAAAAACCCUAAUUUUACGAGCAAAUAUGUCGAAGCUGAAGCUGCGGCCGAGAUAUUAUACGAAGACCACUCGUGUCAUCCAGAAAAAAUUGAAGGAUGGACAGAAGCUGGACUGAUACCGAAAAUGGCAGUUACAUGGAUGAGGGAAAGCGUUUCAAAUUGUCUUCUCAAAAGUGCACAUGAAGGAAAGCUUGUCAAGUUUACUGUCACCAAGGAUUUACCUACAAUCGGUCCGCGUUUGAAGACAAGCUAUUCGAUUUUCUCUAUCUGCAUCGGCCGAUUUUUCAAGAAACUCCGAACGGAUUAUCCGGACCAAUAUGUUGACCUGCACUUUCACACAUACGAAGUUCUUUUUGUACAAAUGCAAGGUGAUGAUGUAAAAAUCAACGUCACUUUUGCUGUGGACUUCUACAUCAAUCCGAUGAAGCAACACCUCAAGCCUUUGGCUAGACUAAUCCUUUCGUCAUCAUCCACAGUAAUCCCAGAGAUUAUUCGAAAGAAAUUCUCUGGCAAUUUGACUGAAACUACUGACGAUAUUCGAGAAGAUUUUUCUGAGAUUGGUGAAAUUCCUGAAACGUUUUUGGACCUUUUCAAGAAGUUAUUCACAAUGACAAGUCGAGUCAUCGUCGAGUCCAUAUUGCAUAAAGGAGUUCCAAUCCCAGUAUUUGACAAUGUAACGAUAUCAGGAUCAUCCGAGAUUCGUGUCUUCAACAAGUAUAUCCGUUUAAAUGCUGAUUUUGAGUUUGAAUAA
Molecule: messenger RNA, 1092 nt
Organism: Cylicocyclus nassatus
Lineage: Eukaryota; Metazoa; Nematoda; Chromadorea; Rhabditida; Strongylidae
Source: the annotation of a GenBank genome assembly